CCGCAUGGACAAGUGUCAACAAAUGGCAUAAGUCAUGUUGAAUCUGCUAUGAUAUUUCGUACAAUAAUCAAUAAAAUAUUAUUAUAAGCAAAAACCACUAAUUAUUAUACAAAUAAAAUAAUGGACAGUCCGCUUAUUUAUAAUUUAAGUAGUGGAAAAGCAUUACCAGAAUGGCUUACAGAAAGAAAAAGAAGAACACUGUUAAAAAAAAACCCAGAAAUGAAGAGACACAUUGCUCUUAUUCAGGACUUCGAUAUGCCAGGCCUAAGCAACACUAUAAGAGUGACUCAAGAUGGCCAAUAUAUCUUGGCAACUGGUAUUUAUAAGCCCAGAAUAAAAUGUUUUGAUGUCAACAAUUUAGCAAUGAAAUUUGAAAGAUGUUUUGAUUCUGAAGCUGUAACUUUUGAGAUAUUAUCUAAUGAUUAUAGUAAGUUUGUUAUUUUACAAUGUGAUCGUUAUGUGGAAUUUCAUUCUCAAGAAGGGCGUUAUUAUAGGUUACGCAUACCAAAGUUUGGACGUGAUAUGAAGUAUCAUUACCCUACAUGUGAUUUAUAUAUUGGUGGAAGCAGUUCUGAAAUUUAUAGAUUGAAUUUGGAUCGAGGACAAUUUUUAAACCCGUUUAUAUCAAAUGCUGGUGAUGAAAUCAAUAAAUUAGCAAUAAAUCCUGUUCACAAUAUGCUUAUGAGUGGUACUAAGGAAGGGAAAAUUGAGGCUUGGGAUCCUAGAUCCCAUAUUAGCGUUGGCGUUUUGGAUUGUGCACUGAACUCUGUUACAAAUGAUACAAAUUUUGUUUCAGAUGGAUUUCCAUCAGUAACUGCUCUAGAAUUUGAAAAUGCUCUGACAUUAGCAGUAGGAACAGCUACAGGACAAAUUCUUUUAUAUGACAUUCGUUCUAAUAAGCCAUAUAUGGUCAAAGAUCACUUAUUUGGAUUACCCAUAAGAGAUAUUGCAUUCCAAGAAGAUAAUAUAUUGUCUAUGGAUUCAUCUUCGGUAAAAAUAUGGAAUAAAAAUACUGGUAAAUUAUUUACUGCUAUUGAAUCUGGAAAUGAUACUCAAUUCAACAAUCUUUGUGUAGUCCCUAACACGGGAAUGUUAUUUAUAGCUAAUGAAAAUGCAAAAAUUCAAACUCAUUAUGUACCUAGUUUAGGGCCAGCUCCAAAAUGGUGUGGAUUCUUAGACGCAUUAGUUGAAGAGUUAGAGGAAACUAAAAAAGAAACUGUAUAUGAUGAUUAUAAAUUUAUCACACGAAAUGAACUUGAAGAACUUGGCUUAGCACAUUUAAUAGGAACAAAUUUAUUGAAAGCUUACAUGCAUGGAUAUUUUGUGGAUAUUAGAUUAUAUAGAAAAGCUAAGUCUGUUGCUGAACCUUUCGCUUUUGAAGAAUAUCGUAGAAAGAAGAUACGAGAGAAAAUUGAGUCCGAGAGAACUAAUCGAGUACAAGUUCAGAAAUUACCUGCUGUAAACAAAGACCUCGCUCUUAAGCUAAUACAUGAUGAAAAAGAAGGAAAGAAAAAUAAAAAUACUUCAAGUUUAUUGAAAGAUGAUAGAUUUAAGGCUUUGUUCGAAAAUCCAGCAUUCCAAGUUGACACAAAUGCUGAAGAAUACAAGUUAUUAAAUCCUGUUUUGAAACGAUUAGAUAAGUCUAAACAAAAAGAAUUAGAAGAACAAAUCCAGAAACAAUUUGAUCCUGUAGAUGAUGAAAUUGAAGGAAAACCUAGUUCAGAGGAGAGUAGUGAUGAAUACAGUUCAGAUGAUGACCAAAAGUGGACAAAAGAAUUGAAAGCCGAGUACAGAUCUGCUAAAAGAAGAAGAAUUGCAGCUGAAAAAGCAGACCGUAAAAAAUCUUUAAAUGAAAAAAAUAGCAGCAGUGAUAAUAAUGAUAAUGAUGAUGAAAGUGAUGAUAAUAAUAUUACUACAUCAAGUGAACCAUUUUCUAAGGCCCCUAAAUUCUAUGAAAUUAAAGAAGGUGAAGAGUUCAAUGGACCCAAUGUUAAUAAAUUAGAUUUUUGUCAAAAUACAAGUGCAACACUCGGUGAAAGAAUCCAUUUAGAAAAUUUUAAUUCUGUAAAAGUAUUGUCCAGUGGAAAUCGGCAACUGACAUUUUCAACUCAAAAGGAAAAGAAGUACAAAAAAGCAGAUUUGGAAGCGGAAAAGCACAAACAAGACAGAUUAAGUGUAAUUAGGAAAGGCCCUAAAAACCUUAGAAAACCAAAGUUCUAUGCUGGACCAAAAAACAAAACGUUUCAUAAAAAAAGAUAACACAUUUUAAUAAUAUAAUAAUUAUAUUGUAAUAUAAAUGAUAUCAAUUAUUUAUUUAAUUUCUGACAAUUAAAAGUAAUGGAAAUUUCUUAUAUAUAAAGCUGUGAUGUUUUAUUUUGA
Molecule: messenger RNA, 2379 nt
Organism: Adelges cooleyi (spruce gall adelgid)
Lineage: Eukaryota; Metazoa; Arthropoda; Insecta; Hemiptera; Adelgidae
Gene: l(2)34Fd
Product: nucleolar protein 10
Exons: 14
Coding region: 121-2259 (712 amino acids)
Biological process (GO): maturation of SSU-rRNA from tricistronic rRNA transcript (SSU-rRNA, 5.8S rRNA, LSU-rRNA)
Cellular component (GO): nucleolus; small-subunit processome; nucleus
Molecular function (GO): protein binding
Source: RefSeq, a predicted model, not a curated record